This is a messenger RNA of Leptopilina boulardi, 554 nucleotides long. RefSeq lists its product as uncharacterized. NCBI's taxonomy places the organism in Eukaryota, Metazoa, Arthropoda, Insecta, Hymenoptera, Figitidae. The transcript is spliced from 4 exons. Bases 133 to 435 code for a protein of 100 amino acids. The record is from RefSeq and is a predicted model, not a curated record.
GGAUGUUGUUACAAACCAGUAUAAUUUUGAAAGAGACCAGUGUUAGCAACAGUAAACUACAGAAUACAUGUCCUUUUCAAAAAUUUGAAUUAUCGAUUUAGUAUCUCCAGCUUCAUAAUACUCUCAGUAGAUAUGACCUUUCAAGUUUUAAUGGAUAUUAGUGGAAAAUUAAAUAAAAAGAACUUUGGCGUUGAAAGAUAUCAUAGUGGACCAAGUGGCUAUUCUGAUUCAAGACAUUCGGCUUAUAGAACAUCAAAGGCUGGUGGUAAAGGUUAUGGAGCCGCUCUAAGUGCCUUAGCACUGCUUGCUUUUUUAUUUCUUCUCAAUAUAAUGCAGCAAUCGUUACAAGAUACCAAUUCAACAACAACAACUACUACCGCAAUGACUGUUAUUUUACGAGAUCAAGAGCAGGCAACAAUCAUUGAGGAGAAAUAAUAAUAAUAAAUAUAUAUAAAUAAUAAAUAUAAAAGAAGAUUAAUACAAUAAACGUAUAAACUCAAAAAUAUUUAUUAAAGAUUGACCAACAUUUAUAAGUAGCAGGCGACUAUUCAAUA